Metschnikowia bicuspidata var. bicuspidata NRRL YB-4993 is the source of this 1716-nucleotide messenger RNA. RefSeq lists its product as uncharacterized. The record is from RefSeq and is a predicted model, not a curated record. The transcript has a single exon. Bases 1 to 1716 code for a protein of 571 amino acids. Lineage: Eukaryota; Fungi; Ascomycota; Pichiomycetes; Serinales; Metschnikowiaceae.
AUGCCAGGCGCCGUCACAUUCCCCCAAACUAAAGUACGCCCUGCAGCAUACACGCGGCUUCGCGAGCACGUGCCCGUGGUGCCGCCUGCAGACAGUCGCCCGUUCCCCGAGGGCCGUCUUCGGGUAGCGUCGUUUGUGUACGGCGGCUCGCGCUACGUGUUGGCACGUGACUUGGCUGCCCUCUGGAACUACCCCUCGCUGUACCACGUGAUCAAGCGGCUAGUGCGGCGGUCCGGCGUCAGCAAGACCGCGCUAGUGCGCGGCUCCGACGCGCCGCUCAACGCGGUGCUCGCGGACGCCGGCGUCAUCCAGCCGCACGAGCAGAACACCUCUUUGUUCUGCAUCCACCUCGCCACGCUCCAGCAGAUCGUGGCGGAGCCCGCGGCGCUCGUGGACUUGCCGGGCCGGCGGGCGCACGUGCCCAGGGGCACCAAGCCGGCCGUGCCGGCGCCGGACGACGACACCAUCACGCUCUCGCAGGUGUUCCCGAACCUCGGCGCCGUGGCCGCGUCGCUCCCGCCCACACAUGCCACGUUUCUCGCGCUCACGCCGCUCACCAAGUUGCUGGUGUACAAGCACGAGGGCCUCUACCGCAAGGUGUACGGCACGGCGCUCAGCGCGCACGAGCGCGAGCUUCUCUCGCAGGCCAACAACUACGUGGGUGACAGCGACCGCACACCCGGCAGCAAGGCCGCCGGCGACGCGGGCCGCGCACGCAAGCCCUUGGGUCGCCUGAAGAAGUUCGUGGGCAACGUCGACCCGAACCAGAUGGACGUGGCCGAGAACGUGUUGCCCGGCUGCGGCUACAUCCCCGAGUUCAACGUCAACGCGCUCUGCAAGGUGCCCAACUACUUCGUGGCCAACAAGGAGAUGGGCGCGCAGCAGGGCGCGCUCUUCCAGCCGCCACGGGCGCAUUUGGCCGGCUUGGCCACCAAAGGCCGCAAGCCGCAGGACAUGCCCAAGCAGCUCUAUCUGCUCUUGUCCAACACGGACCAGGAGGCCUACCACUUCAAAUACUACUACUUCAAGAGCUACCGCGGGCCCGGCUCCGGCAACUAUAAGGACGCGGCGUUGGUCAACCGCAUCAACAAGAUCCGCCGCUUCCCGCCGGACGCGGCGCCCGUGUCCAACGCCAGCACCCACAUCUCCGCAGGCCGCGUGACCAAGCCGCGCCGCCGCCGCGGCGACCUUCCCAUCAAGGGCUUGACCCACGACUACUUCUCCCACGAGAACGUGGAGAUCGUUGUGGAGCGCCAGCGCCGCUUUGCCGAGGACUUCGAGAACUUGGAGAUGCUCCACAACAACGCGCUCUUCAACUUGUUGGUCAACGGCUACCGCGACGUGGCACGCGACACGUGGGACGCGUUCUACCAGUUCAAGAUGAUCGACUUCGAGAAGAUCCACCUGCGCAAGCAGAAGGACGCACGCGCCGCGGCCCGCGCCGCUGACCCCAUGGCGUUCCCUCCGUUGGCAAGAGACGUCUUGACUGCCCGCUUCCUGCUUCCGUCUGACUACGCCGAAAUUAUGGAGAAGCUUCCGUGUGAGUUGCGUGGGGAAGACGAGGACCCGGCCCAUGCCUUGAGCGAGCCUGUGCGGUACGUGGCCCGCUACCCAGACAAGAACGUGCCUGAGAUGUUGAACCAAAUAGAAGUCAUCAAGCUACCGAACGCCAAUUCUAUUGCGUGGGACAAUAUUCGGAAGUACAAGCGGGCUUGA